UUCUGUGACAAUGCGUCCCCUUACGAAAUUAAACUGAACACUAACAUAGGUCAAAGUAACAACGCAUUUUUUAUCACUCUUAAAAUCGUACACCAAUUAUUAAAUCAAAUCGAAAAAUAACGGCUUAAAACAAAUAACAAUGGCUUCAACUGUGAUUCGAGUGAAACGCCGCAUAACUGACGAGCCAUUUGAUACAUUUGUUUUGAAUUGUAAGCGAUUUAAAAGUAGUGAUGGUUCUGAAAAUAAUCAAAAUGGCGCGAAAACAGAAGGUGCAGCAGAACAAUUGGACAUCAAAAAUACAAUAUUAAAACUUGCAGCUACAGUUAGCACCGAAGAUGAUAUAAAUACACAUUUGACCAAAUUACGAAAAAGUGAGGCCGAAGAAAUUGUUCGCAAAACACGAAAACCAAAUCGUAUCAUCAAUAAACUGCGUGAACAAUUUAAAAACGAUGCACAAAAUCAUCGGUUCAAAGUGGUCAAUUGUUUUCGAUCAAUUGGAAAUGAUCCGAAUAGAACUGAGUCUACAGAUGGUGAUACAGAGCAGGAGAUAACCAUUGUUGAUGUCGUUAAAGAGGAACAACAACCACAAUCCAAAUCGGAACCAAAUGAAAUCGAACCAUCAGCGGCCACUUCGUCGACACAAAACGACAUCGAUUUCGUAUGGGAUUUGUAUUAUCUCAAAGAAAGAGUUGAACCAAUCGAAAACAAUUAUGAAACGAUCUCCAUUACACCGUUCAAUAAUUUUUACUAUCAGAACGAUGACAAUUUCAAUGACACUGAUUACGAUUCAGAUGAUUCGAAUAACGAAGCACAUUGGCGCAAUGAUUAUCCGGACACCGAUGAUGGCCUCAGUGUCGACAGUAUCGAUGAAGAGGACAUGCGACGAGCUGUAGAAGAUUUAAAUUUGAACAGCGAUGCUGAUAAUCUAUCAUCGGAUGAUGAGAAUGAAUGCAACUAUAGUGAAGAUCCAGUUGUGCAUUUCAUGAACGAGAGUGACGAAGACGAAUAUAAAUACUUCAAAAAGCAUGGACGACGAAAAAAUCAUGGUGCACUUUAUCGAACAAAUAAUCCGGCACAACGCAAUAAGAUUGAUGAAGAAGAUUCAGACAUUGAUGACGAUCGAUCCUCGGAUGAAUCUGAUAACUCAGCAUCAAGUGUAUCGCCUUUAGUAUCAUGCGAUGAAUCUGAUGAUAAUAAAUAAGAAUCGUUUUUUUAAAUUUCAAAUAGA
Messenger RNA from Contarinia nasturtii (swede midge), 1228 nucleotides. RefSeq names its product probable RNA polymerase II nuclear localization protein SLC7A6OS (gene fs(2)ltoPP43). Bases 140 to 1201 code for a protein of 353 amino acids. The record is from RefSeq and is a predicted model, not a curated record. The transcript has a single exon. NCBI's taxonomy places the organism in Eukaryota, Metazoa, Arthropoda, Insecta, Diptera, Cecidomyiidae. Gene Ontology annotation, biological process: developmental process.